Molecule: messenger RNA, 2350 nt
Organism: Orussus abietinus
Lineage: Eukaryota; Metazoa; Arthropoda; Insecta; Hymenoptera; Orussidae
Gene: Acsf3
Product: acyl-CoA synthetase family member 3, mitochondrial
Exons: 9
Coding region: 377-2170 (597 amino acids)
Biological process (GO): fatty acid metabolic process
Molecular function (GO): medium-chain fatty acid-CoA ligase activity
Source: RefSeq, a predicted model, not a curated record
ACCAAGCAUUGUCGUUCUAAGAGACUUCGGAAUUUACCGGUAUAGUACAGUGAAAAAAGUACUCGUUAUUUAAAUCAGUAAAGUUAAUUCAGAGUAAAGAAGCCCAUCCGUUUACUUGUCCGACUCAUUUAAAUUCGAUAAUUGUCCCUUUAGCUUAAAACAAAGAGAUGACAAUGCGUAAAUUUGUUUUGCUGAAACGCUAACUGGCGUUUCUUGCUUCUACGUAUUUAUUACAUACUUUUUCAAGAAUGAAAUAAUUCAGAACCUGAAAAGUGACGUUGAUCUAAGAAUAUUUGAUUAUUAUUCCACCACGUUUCACAGGAAAUAGGAGCGAUUCGCCAAAGCCUGCAGCAAGAUUAUUUUCUAGACUUUCGCAAUGAGUUCUUUUCUGGGUUAUAAAUUCUGUUCGUUUACUAAUUCAUCCAUUCGAUCCUGCUUUCCACUUGUAACCAAGCGGCUGCAACAAACCCAUGCAGCUUUAAAUGUCAUAGAAAACAAGCAGAUGUCUGGAGUGGUGCCUGUCUUCAAGCGAGCCGUGAAAUUUGGUGAUAAAACAGCUUUGCGAGACAUACAUGGAGAUUACACAUAUCGGGGUUUAUUUUUGAGUUCUCGGCAAUUUGCAAAUCAACUUUCACAAAUGCUUGAUGGCGUAUUGCAGAAAAGAAUUGCAUUUAUGUUACCAAAUGAUGCUAGCUAUGUCAUCACACAGUGGGCAUGCUGGAUGAGUGGUCAAAUAGCUGUACCAUUAAGUGCUUUAAGUCCAACACCAGUUCUUGAUUAUUAUAUUAAGGACUCUGAUGCAACGGUGAUAGUCACUACAUCAGAACUUGUACCACUGUUGGAGCCUCUCGCCAAUAACACAAAGAAGCACCUUGUAGUAUUUGAUGAUACACUCAGAAUCUUGGCAAUGAAACCUAGCGAUAAAAUGGCAAAUAAUAAGCAAAUCAGUCAAAGUGAUUCAGAGGAUUCACUCGAAGCUGGCAUGAAAGACGAUUUUUAUAAUUUAAGCGAUGCCAUGUUUGUGUAUACGUCAGGUACUACUGGCAAGCCAAAAGGUGCAGUACUAACUCAUAAAAAUCUGCAGUCACAAGUUAAUGCACUGGUGAGUGCAUGGAAGUGGUCGGAGAAGGAUAUCGUAUUGCAUACAUUGCCUUUGAAUCACAUUCACGGAAUAGUAAAUGUGCUACUAUGUUCACUUUAUGCUGGAGCACGUUGUGUCAUGCUACCAAAAUUCGAAACCUCUAGUGUCUGGAGCCAACUUCUUGGCAUCAAUUUGGCAAAUACAGAAAGAGUAAAUAUGUACAUGGCAGUGCCUACUAUCUACGUGAAGCUAAUACAAGAGUUCGAUCAACUUUUCAGUAAAAAUUCUAAAAUGACUGAGUAUAUUCAUAAUGUGUGCACUACUAAAAUAAGAUUAAUGGUUAGUGGAUCAGCGCCACUUCCUAAACCGAUAUUUGAUAGAUGGGAGCAAAUAACUGGGCAUAGAUUACUAGAGAGAUACGGGAUGACCGAAACUGGUAUGGUACUCUCAAAUCCUUUAGAUGGUGAACGAAUUCCAGGAACGGUUGGUACACCAUUGCCUGGAGUAAGUACAAGAGUGAUGAAACCAGGGGUUUCUGAAGAUGAUACUGAAAUUCUUGUCCAAAACAUAGCAGAGAAGAAGGAUGUAUUUUCUAAAACUAAGGGUCCCAUUAGCGGAGACUUGCAAGUUAAAGGAGACUCCGUUUUUCGACAAUACUGGAAUAAAUCAGAAGCCACUGCAGCUGUCUUUACCAGUGAUGGCUGGUUUAAAACAGGUGAUACUGUGGAAUAUGAAAACGGUAUAUAUAAGAUGCUAGGUCGAAGCUCUGUGGACAUUAUUAAAACCGGAGGAUACAAAGUCAGUGCAUUGGAAGUGGAAACCGUAUUACUUGGGCAUCCUGAUAUAAUUGAUUGUGCAGUUGUUGGGCUUCCAGAUAUUACAUGGGGUCAAAAGAUAGCAGCCAUUGUUGUUGCAAGGGAAGGAUCUGAGGUAAUAUUAUCACAGUUACGGAAAUAUGCGAAGAAAUCGCUACAGGCUUAUGCUGUUCCCACUGUUCUGAAAGUGGUUGAUAAAAUACCUAAAAAUAGUAUGGGAAAGGUGAAUAAGCCAGAUCUCUUGACUGCCAUAUUCCCAGAUUCUAAAUUUUAAGUUUCUCCUUUCAUUUAUUUUUCUUCCCAGUCAGGAAUGAAAAAUAUACUUAUUGUAAGACAUAAGUCGAGUCUAUGAUCUCUUAAAUUAUUUGUAUUUUAAGAGAAACAUGUUUCAUUUUAUGAACAGAUUCGUGAAAUGUGCAGAAAUACAAUAAUACAUUUAAGUAUGAGAACUUAA